Molecule: messenger RNA, 2971 nt
Organism: Sclerotinia trifoliorum
Lineage: Eukaryota; Fungi; Ascomycota; Leotiomycetes; Helotiales; Sclerotiniaceae
Source: the annotation of a GenBank genome assembly
UCUAUUUCUCUAAUCUCUCUCUUACCUUCUCAUACUCCAUACUCAAUCUCAAUAAACAAGCUUUUCAUAAUUCGCAUGUCCAAUAUCAUUUCAUCACUUCUUCUUCCCAUGAAUAGGACACAAAUACAAUCCAACCGAUCCAAUCAUUCAAAUUAAGAAUAAAUUAAUCAAUUUAUUCAAUCAUUCAAUCAUUCAUUCAUUCAUUCAUUCAAUCAAUCCAUCCAUUGCCUAAUACCUUCCUCUAGCUACUCGGAUUCUUCAAUUGAGUGGUUCCGUGCCUCUUGCCAUUUUCGAUAUUGUAAUUGAAGGAGGGAUCGAUUUUAUCAUUUCUUCUCACUCAAUAUCAUAUCAAUAUCAUCCAUUUGAUCACACAACGACCAAAUAACAUUCUUUUGGUUCCAGAACAUUGAAGGCUUACUGCUAAGGAUCCCGGCAAUCAGUCACCAAACACCCUCUUUUCACUAUCAGUGCAAUAGUUCGACCAUUCAUAAAGCUUAUUCUGUUCAACUCCUACACAGUCAUUCGACCACCUUCCUGGAAAGGUCCAACCAAAGUAUCCCGGUUUUGAUACUGCAGAUACAGUACAUAUACGGUACCUACUGUAUGUAGUACUGCAUCUCCCCACUCUUCCCAACCUCUUCAUCCAAGCUAUUUCUCCGUCGACCUUGGUAACAACAACACAUCUAAGAAACAAGGAUCUGGGAAGAUACUCUCAGAAUCUUAGAUAUCUCUCUAUCCGCAAAUCAACCAAUAAGCGUUUCAUUCUUCCCCCCAGGAUUCCCUUUUUGAAUCGUUCAGAGUUUGGAGAAUUAACUUUACCAAUCCGGCCAUCAAUUCGCCUUCCGGUUCCGAUUUCGUUAUUUGAUUCGGUCAAGACACUUUCUACAUCUUUUCCUAAAUUCCACCACUGCCUCUGUUCUACCACCACCAAAGAGCAUCGAGAGACCUCUCGAUUAUACUUGGAUAAAUAUACCAAAUUUGGCGGCUUAAAAUAGACUUUCUUUGUUGUCAAAUCAUCAACAAUUGAAAAUACCCGGGAACCUCCCUUUGAUCCCGGACAAUCCACCUACUGCAACAUCUACGAAUAACCCUAAGAACCAUUCACCACUCCUUGAAGAACCGCCAAGAUGAAUGUCGGCAAGAAGUUUGGCAGAGUCAAGCAAUGGGCUGGAGAGAAAAUGGGCCAGGAGUCCAAGACUGAAGUUUCCGAUGAAUUCAAGUCUCUGGAGACAGAAAUGCAAUUGAGACAUGAGGGUACGUCUGCCAAAGAUUUAUAUAUCAGUUAUACUAACAUCUGCCAGGAAUGGAAAAGUUACAAAAGUCCAUGACUGUUUAUGUUAAAUCGCUCUCGAAACGAAAUGAAGGAGAUGACAAAGAAAAGAUGUUACCAGGCGCGUUUAUGGGUCAGACCAUGAUACAUCAUGGAGAAGAUUUUGAACCGGAAUCCGAGUUUGGAAAUUGUCUUAUUGGUAGGUGGAUUUCGACGGUAUUAAGAAAAUAGCUAAUAAAAUCACAGCCAUGGGUAGAGCAAAUGAGAGAAUUUCGCGACAACAGGAUACAUAUGUUGUGGAAGCCACUUCCACAUGGUUGGAAUCUUUGGAGAGGUCUUUAGCUCAGAUGAAGGAAUAUCAGGUUUGUAUAAAUUCCCGCGGUCUCAAUGGGUGAUAGCUGAUUUGCAAAGUCUGCCAGAAAGAAGCUCGAACAAAGACGAUUAGCUUACGAUGCCUCCCUUUCCAAGAUGCAGAAGGCGAAGAGAGAAGAUUUCAGGGUCGAGGAAGAACUUAGAUCACAAAAGGCAAAAUAUGAAGAAUCCAGUGAGGACGUUUACAGACGAAUGCAAGAUAUCAAAGAGGCAGAGGCGGAUAGUGUUCAGGAUUUGGGGGCGUUUUUGGAGGCCGAGCUUGAAUACUAUGACCGUUGCCGUGAAGAACUUUUGAAAUUGAAGAGGGAAUGGCCUGCUGCGUAAGUCGUUGUUGAUAUACGCGAUAAUUCCCGAGCUGACAUGAUAUUAGACGCGGAUCGGCGGUACAGCAACCACGUCAGCCUAGACGCCCCGAAGGACGACCUCGUUCAAACACAGCUCAUUCAUACAGUGAGAGAUAUUCCACGUACGAAGAAUCUGCCUCAGAGCUAGAGCCUCCACGUCCAUCUAUCCGAUCCAACACUCCUCGUGUCAACACAACUCGAGUGGCAUCAACUUCUGGACUUGGUAGAAUGGAGGAAUAUUCCCCUCCAAGUUCCCCACAACGUCCAUCGAUCGGCCGAUCUUCCACAUUCCAAGGCCCGACGACUCACUACCGCGAAUCUCAAUCUUCAAGUCGUCUAAAUUCGAUCCCCUCUACAUCAGACGCUGGUUCUUUGCGCGUAAAUCUUCGCCCAUCUGGUCGUACCAGUAUUACCUCUGGGGAUGUGUUCAAUGAUCCAUCUGAUGAUUCGACUCUUAAUAGUAAUAGUCCAGAUAGAUCAUACGGUGCGCGUUCUGUUAGUCCGGCUACCAGUCAGGGUAGUAGGGGAAGUCGAUCGGCUAGUAUAUCGGCGGCAAAUUCAAGAAGGGCACCACCUCCACCUCCUAGCAGAACCAAGAAACCAGCUCCUCCUCCACCAGUGAAGAGAGCAGAAAUUAGUUCUGUUAGUGUUAAUGGUCGUUAUUAAAGGAUUCCCUUUCUAUGUUUGAGCGGUUUUCCUAGCGAUAGUACAUACAGCUAAAUUCAUCGCCCAUAUUUCGGACGAUUACGUUCUCUACUUCAUUGCACAUAAAAACAUUUUUUUUUUUCGUUUCGUUUCCUUUUGUUUCUUUGCGCGUCUGAUCCAGGGUCAGGAGGAAGGCCAUUCAUAAAGCUGGGGUCAAGUUUAAGAAUUAAAAAAUACCAUGGUAGUUCAGGUUUAUUCAAAUUGAUUAGGGUCUUUUUUUUUUUCUGGUUUCUUUUAGAGGAAUAGGGCAAGGUUAUUUGCUUGAAGGAAGAAAGUGCCU